CACCACAUCAAGUCAACAUAACAGUCAUGGCAGUCACCAAAGGCGAAGAAGUGGGCGAGUCUUCCACAGCUGCGGCGAAGAAAGCGCUCAAGCCAAAUCCCAAUGGAGUCGCGAACUAUGAAUUACCAUGGGUUGAGAAAUACCGUCCGGUCUUCCUGGACGAUAUUGUGGGCAACACAGAAACAAUUGAACGACUAAAGAUUAUUGCGAGAGAAGGGAAUAUGCCACAUGUCAUUAUCUCUGGUAUGCCGGGCAUUGGAAAGACUACAUCUGUUCUAUGUCUUGCGAGGCAACUGCUGGGAGAUGCAUAUAAAGAGGCUGUCUUGGAACUGAAUGCUAGUGACGAGAGAGGUAUCGACGUAGUACGGAAUAGAAUCAAAGGUUUCGCUCAGAAGAAAGUUACACUUCCACGAGGCCGACAAAAACUCGUUAUUCUCGACGAAGCAGACAGUAUGACUUCAGGCGCGCAGCAAGCACUUCGACGAACGAUGGAAAUAUACUCUUCUACAACUCGAUUUGCCUUCGCAUGCAAUCAGUCGAAUAAAAUUAUCGAGCCUCUGCAAUCCAGGUGUGCAAUCCUCAGAUACUCGCGGUUAACGGAUGCACAAAUUGUGAAGAGGUUAUUGCAGAUUAUCGAGGCAGAGAAAGUCGAAUACAGUGACGAUGGACUGGCUGCCUUGGUCUUCAGUGCAGAGGGAGACAUGCGACAGGCCAUCAACAACUUGCAGUCCACUUGGGCUGGGUUUGGUUUCGUUAGUGGAGACAAUGUGUUUAAAGUUGUCGACUCUCCUCAUCCAAUCAAAGUCCAAGCAAUGAUCAAGGCGUGCUAUGAGGGUAAAGUGGAAGCAGCAUUAGAGACGUUGAAAGAGUUGUGGGAUCUAGGAUACUCAAGUCACGACAUAAUCAGCACAAUGUUCCGAGUCACUAAGACCAUACCGACAUUGAGCGAGCAUUCGAAGCUAGAGUUCAUCAAGGAGAUUGGGUUCACGCAUAUGAAGAUCCUGGAAGGAGUCCAGACCUUGCUCCAACUCAGUGGAUGUGUGGCAAGAUUAGCGAAACUGAAUAUGGAUCCGAAGCUUUUCAUUGUAAAGAAAUGAUAGUAUGAAGGAAGCAUGGCUGGCGUUCAAGGAAAUUUGUAAGGAGGGUUGAUUGGCGUACACAACCAGAUCUUUGCAAAGAUUGGGACUCAUGAGUUUAUGAACUGAUAUCAUACAAUCGUAUUCUCGUACUGUACAGCAGCCUUCUUAUGAAGACUUGGAGUUAGACGAUUCCUCAAACUCCUUUUCAUAACUUUCCCAUGUGGCUCUAUCACGCAAUAUGCGUCUCUGCAUCCUCAUUUUGGCUUCAUACUCUCUGAUUCUAU
Messenger RNA from Mollisia scopiformis, 1363 nucleotides. RefSeq names its product P-loop containing nucleoside triphosphate hydrolase protein. Lineage: Eukaryota; Fungi; Ascomycota; Leotiomycetes; Helotiales; Mollisiaceae. The record is from RefSeq and is a predicted model, not a curated record. The transcript has 3 exons. The coding region runs from base 27 to 1097 and encodes 356 amino acids. Gene Ontology annotation, molecular function: ATP binding; DNA clamp loader activity; DNA binding. Gene Ontology annotation, cellular component: Elg1 RFC-like complex; DNA replication factor C complex; Ctf18 RFC-like complex. Gene Ontology annotation, biological process: DNA-templated DNA replication; DNA repair.